AAAGGAAGGGGGCAUUUGGUUAGGUAUAAAGUUGGGUUGGAAUUGGAGGGGGGGGGGGGGGGGGAUUUGAUAGUUUUGGGUGCCCUAAGGAUGCCAUCAUCAUCAUCAUCAUCAUCGAUGUUUCCUCAGGCAGGUUCAGUGACUGUAUGCGAAAUCAACCGACACCUAAUUACCGCCCCAAGUCUUUCAGAUGAUGAAGCCAAGGAAACUUACGGGAAAAUUCUUGGGACCGUCUUCAGUCCAAUUCCGUAUCAGUUAGAUCAUCCAAGUCCAGCAGCGGUCUGUUGGCACCAGAAAAAGGAUAUUUUGGCAUUUGUUUCUGCACGGAAUCAAGUAACCGUUGGUGAUUACGGGGAGGGGAAGGACCCCUGCAUUCUCAUCAAUGAUCUUCAAAGGGAGGUUAAACUUGUUCAAUGGAGGCCAAAUGCCGGCAAGACCCUCUCAGUAGCCUGCAAGGGUGGAAUAUGCAUUUGGACCGCCUCCUAUCCUGGCAAUACUGCAUGUCUUAGACCUGGGCUUACCUCUAGAGGUACUUCUGAUGUUAGAUGGACUCUUGUCGAUUUUCUUCGCAGCCAUGACAAUGAACAAAUUACCGCACUCUCCUGGAGUCCAGAUGGAAGAUAUGUAGCAUCCGCCUCAUAUGAGAGCUCAUCGUUCACAAUAUGGGAUGUUGCUCAAGGGGUGGGUACCCCCAUUCGGCGAGGAUUAGGGAGCAUAUCACUGCUCAAGUGGUCUCCUACUGGUGACUAUUUUUUUGCUGCAAAGUUUGAUGGAACUUUCUAUCUGUGGGAGACAAACACAUGGACAUCAGAACCGUGGUCCUCAACAAGUGGCUGUGUCACGGGAGCCGCAUGGGAUCCUGAUGGCCGUAUGAUUCUUGUCGCCUUCUCUGAAUCAUUAACAUUAGGUUCUAUUCACUUUGCUACAAAGCCUCCAUCUCUUGAUGCACAUCUGUUACCUGUUGAAUUACCGGAGCUUAACUCUUUGACCAACAGUGGAGGUAUUGAUAAGAUGGCAUGGGAUGCUUCAGGAGAGCGUUUGGCUGUGUCUUAUAAAGAUGGAAAUGAGCUGUACAACGGUCUGAUCGCCAUUUAUGAUGUUAAAAGGGCUACACUCAUUACUCCAUCAUUCAUUGGCUUCAUCAGAGGGCCGGGAGAUGACAUAAAGCCUUUGACAUUUUCAUUCCAUGACAAGUACAAACAGGGCCCACUCUUAUCUGUUUGUUGGAGCAGUGGAAUUUGCAUCACGUACCCUCUUGUGAUUCGUUCACAUUUAUCGGCUUAGCUCAUGCAUUUUGUUCACUUUUAUCAGCAAUCGAUGUACUAAUGCGUGGCUUGAUUUGGAUUCGGUUUUUAUUUUUUUUUUUCAAACUGAUGGAAUCCAUGAAUUAUUCUAAAGGAAAACAACUAAAAUGAAAUGAAAAGCCUUUCCAACGGAUA
Molecule: messenger RNA, 1439 nt
Organism: Helianthus annuus (common sunflower)
Lineage: Eukaryota; Viridiplantae; Streptophyta; Magnoliopsida; Asterales; Asteraceae
Product: aladin
Exons: 12
Coding region: 91-1284 (397 amino acids)
Biological process (GO): nucleocytoplasmic transport
Cellular component (GO): nuclear pore
Molecular function (GO): protein binding
Source: RefSeq, a predicted model, not a curated record